This is a messenger RNA of Saccharomycopsis crataegensis, 501 nucleotides long. Its product is annotated as C97 family peptidase. Bases 1 to 501 code for a protein of 166 amino acids. NCBI's taxonomy places the organism in Eukaryota, Fungi, Ascomycota, Saccharomycetes, Ascoideales, Saccharomycopsidaceae. The transcript has a single exon. Gene Ontology annotation, biological process: protein modification by small protein removal. Gene Ontology annotation, molecular function: peptidase activity. The record is from RefSeq and is a predicted model, not a curated record.
AUGUCAGAAGAAGAUCAGCUGUUUCCAGUGAAACUUUAUGUGUAUGACCUUUCCCAAGGGAUGGCUAGAGCAAUGUCACCACAAAUCAUUGGAAUACAAAUUGAUGCCAUUUAUCACACCUCUUUGGUAGUUCAUGGUAAAGAAUUCUUUUUCUCUAGAGGCAUAAGCUUCACCAACCCUCCAGGAAGCACAAUAUACGGCCAGCCAAUCGAGGUGGUAGAUCUCGGGGAAACCUUCAUCACCGAGGACUUGCUAAAUGACUACUUGGAUAACAUGAAGGCCGAAUACCAUGAAAAUAGUUACGACUUAUUCCAACACAACUGCAAUCAUUUUUCUAACGAAUUGUCAGAUUUUUUGGUCAACAAACAGAUUCCUUCAAAGAUUCGUGACUUACCGAGCUUGGUAUUGAGUACCCCAAUGGGGCAAAUGUUUAGUCAAAUGCUUUCGUCCCAAUUGACGGCGUACGCCACCUCCGUGGGACCAAACGAUCAUAGCUUAUGA